CGGGUGGUCACUCUGGAUUGGAGGUUUAUUGAUCAAAAGAAAAUGUUGAUGUUCUAGAUUUUGAAUUCAACUAUUUAUUAAAUAAAUAUGUAUUUUGUAAUUUUAUUUUUAAAAUUUCCAUUCAGUGUGUUUUAGUGAAAUAUGAAUAUUUGAAUAUUAUUUGGUUUGCGGUGAAGUCAACCAACAAAAAGCGCUGAAUGGGGACUUAUGUUUGUGUAUGUACGGAUGAACUUAUUACUACUGAUCUUAAAAUGGCAAAGUACGCUUUCUACAACAUCAGUCGGAAAUAUAAAACCUAUCCGGCCAAUAUUAAUAUGGAAUGCAAGUCUCAACUGCUGGACGAACACGAAAAUGUGACCUUAAUUGUAAACCGUAGAAGUGCAGCACGUCAAAGCCCUAAAAGGUGGACGACAUUUCGAUGUCGAUGGCAAAAAAAGCUAGCGAUAUCAUUGGCAUUGAUUUUUAUUGGUCUGCUCAUCAUCUUUGCUUACACGGAUCUACUGUUUCGCAAUAAGAUAUUCUCGGUAUUUCUGUCCAGUCGCUUCAAUCAAAUUACAAAUGUUGCUAAACUCCAGACAAGUUAUCCUCAAAAUGAGCAACCACAAGGUCUCGGUGGCGACGCAUCCAAUUCGAAUAAUCCAAUCGUCAAGCCCAUGCAAUAUCUAUUAAACUAUUCAUCGAUGCAUCUGAACAAAACAUCAUCAUCCGACUAUAAUAUAUUUGUUAUAUACACUAGAGAAAACUAUCGUCUUCAAAUGAAGUUCGAUCUAUUUGCACAUAGUUUAUUUAAGCACACCAAUGCGCAACUGCAUUUGCAUAUUAUCACGGAUAAGGAGAGCGAGAUGUCCGUGCUAGACAUACUACAACGGAAAAUUCGAAAAUUUCGUAGAAUAGUGAUAUACACGAUGUACGACGUGCAGAUAUGUUCAAAUAUUAUACAGGAUAUAACUGCCAAACUGUCUCCAUAUUUCAGUUCCAUGCCCAAUUCAUAUUAUAGCGAUUCACUUUUUUUCCUAUCGCUUGGCUUGCAUCGCAUUGCCGACAAAAGCAUAAGUCGCGCGAUUCUUUUCGAUUGUGAUAUUGUUUUUCGUUCAGAUGUUCGGUUAUUGUUUGCAGAAUUUGACAGAUUUUUACCCCAUCAACUAUUUGGGCUGGCGCCGGAACUUACGCCAGUUUAUCGCCACAUACUCUAUCGUUAUCGUGUACGAUUUCCGAAAUCGAAUUUUGGGAAUCCGUAUCAUCCUAUGCAAUUAGUUAAGAACAAUAAGAAUAGUAAAUUGAUAACGAAUCACAACAAUCAUGAGCGUCAUGGUUACCCGGGCCUUAAUUCUGGUGUAGUACUUAUGCUUUUAAAUCGCAUUCGAGACUCAAAAACGUAUUUGGAGGUGCUCACACAAUACGAAGUGCAUAGAUUAGUUUCAAAAUACUCCUUCAAGGGACACCUAGGUGACCAGGACUUUUUUACACUGCUCGGGUACGAGUACCCGAACCUAAUAUACAGAUUAGAUUGUAUAUGGAAUAGACAGCUUUGUACGUGGUGGAAAGAUCACGGCUAUAGUAAUAUAUUUGAUGCGUACUUUCGUUGCGAAGGCGUUAUCAAAAUGUACCAUGGUAAUUGUAAUACACGCAUUCCUGAGUAA
Drosophila sulfurigaster albostrigata is the source of this 1640-nucleotide messenger RNA. RefSeq names its product xyloside xylosyltransferase 1. The record is from RefSeq and is a predicted model, not a curated record. NCBI's taxonomy places the organism in Eukaryota, Metazoa, Arthropoda, Insecta, Diptera, Drosophilidae. Gene Ontology annotation, molecular function: UDP-xylosyltransferase activity. The transcript has 2 exons. Bases 198 to 1640 code for a protein of 480 amino acids.